CACCACGAACACCAACAAGUGUACCUCUGACAAGCACAAAAAAAAAGCCCUAUUCUACAAAAGGGCAAAAAACAAAUAAGAUAAAACCGAUACUCCCGUGACCCAAAAUGCUCGACCUAACAGGCAAAGUCGCCCUAAUCAUCGGCCUGGGCCAAACCGCCCCUCCCAAUUCAACCUCAACCUCAACCUCAUCAACAAACCAAGAAGAAAAAGAAGAAGAAACAUGGGGCAUCGGCGCCUCAAUCGCGCUCAAACUCUCCUCACGAGGCGCCCUAAUCUUCGGCGGAAACCGCUCAUUGUCCUCCGCCUCACGUACAAAAUCGCGGAUCGAAUCGGAAGGCGGAACAUGCGAUAUAUUCGCUACAGACGCGACGGAUUCGGCGUCCGUCAAGGCGCUCGUGGAUGCCUGCAUGCAUAGACACGGGCGCAUUGACAUCCUCGUGAAUAACGUGGGCAGGUCGGAGCCGGGGUGUCCGGCUGCUAUGGAGGAGGGGGUUUGGGAUGCACAGAUGGAUGUGAAUGUGCGGAGUGUGUAUCUUGCUUGUCAUUUUGUGUUGCCUGUUAUGGAAUCUCAAGCGCAGAAGAAUGGUGGAGGAGGAGGAGGGUGUGUGGUGAAUGUUGCGAGUGUCGCAGGGCUGCGGUAUAUCGGCAAGCCGCAGGUGGCGUACUCAGCUGCCAAAGCGGCCGUGAUGCAAUUUACAAAGGCGACGGCGGUGAUUUAUGCGGAGAAGGGUGUUAGACUGAAUACGGUUGUGCCGGGGUUGAUUUAUACCCCGUAUACCAGGGCCAUGGCGGGGAGGUACGCGCCUGGGGGUGAUGAGGGGGAGUAUAUGCGGGCGAGAGAUGCGCAGGUGCCGAUGGGGAGGAUGGGGAGUGCUUGGGAUGUUGCUAAUGCGGUGGUGUUUCUGGCAUCGGAUGAGGCGGGCUAUAUUACAGGGCAGGAAUUGGUUGUUGACGGGGGGUUUACAUCGUCGACUGGGAGGGUUUAAUCCAAUGUCUGCAGUGCGAUUCAGCUAUGAUUGUAAUAUCAGUCUCUUCUAAAAGUGAUAUCCGUAAUGUUAGACAGCCG
Molecule: messenger RNA, 1069 nt
Organism: Aspergillus versicolor CBS 583.65
Lineage: Eukaryota; Fungi; Ascomycota; Eurotiomycetes; Eurotiales; Aspergillaceae
Product: SDR family NAD(P)-dependent oxidoreductase
Exons: 1
Coding region: 108-989 (293 amino acids)
Molecular function (GO): oxidoreductase activity, acting on the CH-OH group of donors, NAD or NADP as acceptor
Source: RefSeq, a predicted model, not a curated record